This is a messenger RNA of Dissoconium aciculare CBS 342.82, 1884 nucleotides long. RefSeq lists its product as uncharacterized. Lineage: Eukaryota; Fungi; Ascomycota; Dothideomycetes; Mycosphaerellales; Dissoconiaceae. The transcript is spliced from 2 exons. Bases 1 to 1884 code for a protein of 627 amino acids. The record is from RefSeq and is a predicted model, not a curated record.
AUGGAGCCCUUGAAGCGCCACGAGCGCGAGCAGAGGGCCUCACGAACACUUCACAGAGACAUUCCCGAAUUAUUCCGAGCGAUACCACGAGCUGAACAGGGCAUCUCCAAGACAGAGCUCAUUAGCGAUCCCUCGGCCAGCAGCCAAAAACUCUCACAUAACAGCACAGACUCACCUAGGGAUGACCUCGUCAUCCGCGUACAGCCUACCGAUGCGCUUCAGGCUGCGGCUCGAUGCUCGACAAAGCAAGUCGGCGAUGGUCGACGUCGAUCAUCAGCGCUAUCAUCCAACGGCAAGACCGCUAAGGUUGCAGUCCACAGCAUGGGAUCGCUGACACGACCCGGCGGCGGCUUCAUGUCCGGUGCCAAUGGCCAAGAAGAAUUCCUCUGCACCCGAACGACUCUCUACGCGUCCCUCUGGGACAAGUUUUACCCGCUGCCGGAGCUUGGUGGCAUCUACACACCAGAUGUUCUCGUCUUCCGGGGCACCGACGGCGUCGAGCUGGCACGGCGGGACCGCUUCUUCGUCGAUGUCAUCACCGCCGGUGUCGCACGCCAUCCGGUGGACCGCAGCGGCGAGGGUGAGGAAGGUUGUUCCUGCGGCGUGAGUUACUGCGACGAGGAUCGCGACAUCAUGGCCUCGAAGAUGAAGGCCAUCCUGCGCAUCGCACAGAGCAAGGGCGUCCAACAGCUCAUUCUCGGAGACUGGGGUUGUGGCCCUUUGCGGCAUCCCGUCCGCGAAGUCGCGAAGCUUUGGAGGAAAGUCCUGGUUGGUGGUGCUCGACAGCGCCGUGCCAAUGCGGAACAGUGGGAGGGCAUCCAGGAGGUCAUUUUUGCCAUCCCCAACAGCGAGCGGGCGCGCGAGUUCCGUGCAACGUUCGAGGAUGUCCUCGCUGCCGACUUUCCCUCGGCGACACCCUCCCGAUCUUCGAACUCACCUGAUGCUCGCCGCCGACACAGCGACGAGGAACUCGAGCAACUCCUUGCCAAGGUCACUUCGCUUGAGCUUCAGAUCGAUCGGGCGAGAAACGCGUCCCUCCGACAACAGCUUCGCGAUGAGCACUCUGCCGUAAUGCGAGAGCUCGCACUCCAACGCGCGGAACGAUUAACGCGCGACGAUUCCGGCCUCUCAGAAGAUGACGAUAGCGACGCCCUAGAUUACACCCUCGUUGGCAAAGACUCGAACGCACAUGUACCUUACCACUUCGACACCACCAGCUCCUCGGAAGACACCGACUCCGGUUUUUCGCAAUUCGAGGAGAUCAAUCAAUACCAGUUCGGUUCGGCAGCCCGAGACGACGAGCGCGGCGGCCAGCGGCGGAGAUUCUCCACCUCGGAGGAGGACGACGAUGAUGACGAUGACGACAGCGACUUCGAUGAUUUUGACGACAACGAUUUCGACUGGCGAGGUUACUAUUCCCUGUCGUCUUCUUCGCCUCGCAUGACCCCCGACGGCUGGUUCCAGGGGAGCAUCGACGAGCUGAGCCAACAUCUCUACGGGUCCAAAUGCGGGAGCGCUGGAGCCGGCGGCGAAGGUGCUAGAGAAUCCUUUAGUCCCCUGCGUAGCCCGCUGCUGGUUCGGGUGCAAUCGAACGGGACGAACGGGCCCGCAGUCAAUCAUGCCGAGGCUGAAGAGGAUGCCGCCCUUUCGCGAGAAGCCAGCAGCUACUACAUAUUCAAAGCUGCAGUGCUGCGCGCGCGAGGGAUGGAAGCCGGAAGCAUCAUCGUCCGCAUGAACAUGCCUCAGCAGCAAUGCGAGGCGAGACGAAAAUCGCAUCAUCGUGCUGUAAACGGUGUCGCAAUCACAGAAAACUCGCUCAAGGAGCCACAAGCGCAGAGAUCCGCUGAGCGCCGACAACGCGACAUUCCGUUGAUGGGGUGUUGA